AUGGCUAAACUUCUAGAGCGAUGGCACGAGCCUAUGCAUGGCUUGGAUCGUGGUGGAGUUCAAGUUUUAUCAAUGACCAAGGUAGAAAAUUGGUUUAGUACCGCACCUCGCGCCUUGGACCUAUACCUCGUCGCAGAGAGCGGCCAUUGCCUACCAUUUGAUCUCCCUUACGAGCUGUUAUACGAGAUAUUCAAGCAAACGCUCCCAGAGGUCGAAGACAAUAGGCACUUGGAAUCCGAUCCGUUGCUUUACGCCGGAUAUUCCCCUCGCCCAGCUCAUCCUGCUGCCCUUCAAGCGGAAUGCCUUCGCAUCCUAACAAUCUGCAAAGCGCUCAAUCGAAUCAUCGAGGAAUUCUUAUACACAAACGUAUACUUGAGGUCGAAUCCUAUCUGUCUCGAUAGAUUUGUGUCCUCUGCUGCCUGUCCACCGUCCUACACAUCGGCAUCAGGGCAUCCUCGUGGGGAAUAUACCCGCCGGAUUCGGAUGGAACGACUUGAAAGGGUCAAUUCAAUCACAACUCUCAAUCUCAUAAGACUGAAAGAGGUCUGCCCGAACCUUACCGCCUUAUCGAUGCUGGGACGACUUGGCCUCAGCGGGUCGCCUGGACCCGACAUAUGGCUGAAGGGUGUCACGUCCCUUGAGUGGGGUGAUAUAGAACUCAACUCUAUAGUUCAUCGCUAUCUCUCUGGUGGAGUCGACACGCUGCAAUCGCUGAGCCUCCGAGGAGCAUGCGGGGGGACGUUUAACGGAACCCUGGAACUCAAUCGCCUUACAAAACUCUCUAUGGUGUUCUACAGUGCUCCGCUUCCGAAAUUUUCGGAGCUGAGAACACCCAUUCUGGAAUGGCUGAGGCUCGAUAUUCAGUAUAGAGCAAAGGACGGUGCCCUCUCCGAGUUUCUAACCAACAACGGUAGAAACCUCACAUUCCUGUGUAUUGACAACGUCCGUAACUUUUACAGUACAGGCAAGCUCGUCGAGACGUUUGCGGCUUGUCCUCGGCUCGAGACGUAUAUGGAAAACCUCGUUAUCAACACAUCCGACCUCGAUCCUACGCGUAUCUCCUCCAAACAUAAUCGACUACGUCGACUUGUCGUCGUCAUCAAUCCGUCGUCCCCCGGACGAUGGCUCGUGCCGUAUAGUCACAUUUUUACCAGGGAUUCUUUCCCCGCGCUUCAAUCGCUGAUCUUACUCAUCUCGAAUCGUCUCGGGUACAUCCUCGGAAAGAAUAUUUUCGCUGUCCAGCAGGACAUACAGAAGAUGUUUCCACAUUUAAACGUCGAGACAAAAAUGUACUGA
Molecule: messenger RNA, 1296 nt
Organism: Serendipita indica DSM 11827
Lineage: Eukaryota; Fungi; Basidiomycota; Agaricomycetes; Sebacinales; Serendipitaceae
Source: the annotation of a GenBank genome assembly